CGCAAUGGCCGCCCGUGAAAAAACUAGAGAUGAAUUGGAUAUGAAAACUUUGCGUGAAUUGGCUGCUUUACCAGCUAACAAAUAUUGUUUUGAUUGCGGGCAAAGAGGACCUACUUAUGUUAACGUUACUAUUGGUGCUUUUGUUUGUUCCUCUUGCGGUGGUCUUUUAAGAGGUUUAAAUCCUCCACAUCGUGUUAAAUCCCUGACCGUAUGUUCGUUCACAGAAGUUGAAAUGGAUCGAAUCAAAAGUCGAGGAAAUGAGUAUUGUCACCACAUUUGGUUAGGAAAAUAUGAUCCAAAAUGUUUUGAAUCUGAUGUUUCAAGCCCUGAAAAGAGAAAGCAAUUCAUGAUCCAGAAAUAUGAGGACAAGAAAUAUUAUGUUGAUCCACGUGAAGCUAUUAAGAAGAUGAAACCACGUGCUCCUGCUGUUCCAUCAAAUAACUCUGUUACUCAAUCCAAAAGUCACACUGUCAUUCCUAAUCGACAAGCAUUAGAGUUGCAGAAAUCUGGAGGUCUGCCUCAAGCAUUGUCUUCUGGAAAUAUUGCAGUCAACUCUUCUCCAGAUUUAUUUAAAGAUUUUGGGGAUCCUUUCAAGGAAAGCAAGCAAGAUAACAGUGGUGCUUCUUUUGCCGAUUUUAGUAGUGCCUUUGGUGAUGAUAAUUCAAAUGCAUCCGCAGCUAUAUCCGGCCAGAUCAACACCAGCUCUACUGUCAGUUCCUCAUCACCUGUCAUCUCAAGUUCAGGACUUCAAAGUGUCAGCAGCCACAAAAAACCAGCCCCACCUCCUCCGGAUCGCUAUGCGGCACUGGCUGACCUAGAUAACCAGCUGCAUCAGCAGCAAACUCCUGACAUUCCUAAUACUAUUCCAUCCGCUAUUGUUACGUCCGCAGCUUCAGUCUUUUGGCCCACUGUCACUCCUGCCAUAAGUGCUGGUGUGUUUGCUCCUGUUGCACCAAAUCCUUUUGGCCACACUGCAACAACUUGGUCUCAGCCUGCGCUGACUUGUGCGCCUAAUCCGUUUCAGGCACAACCUGCUUCUGGAAAUGUUAUAGUCUUGCAGAAUCAAAAUGCCAAUGGCUUGCCAACUGCCAUUGGUACUAAUCCGAGCUUAUCUAAUGGGGGUGUUUCUGCUGCAUGCUGGCCUGGAUCAUCAAGUCAAAUCUGGGGUAGUUCAUUUACAAAUGGCCAGUCAGUUCAGAAUAAAAGUGCUGUUGUGGGCGAUGGAUAUAAUCCAUGGGGCCAGUCUUUUGCAACAAGUAGUGCCAAUCCAUUUUUGGGUGGCUCCUUUGCAUCCAAUCCUCCUGGUGAUGCAUCUAGAACAAAUUCUGGAAAGAAUCCUUUUCUAUGAUGCUUGAUGAUCGUGAUGGUUUCCUCUCUCUUGUUACAACUGUGUGAUCGCUCAACAUUUGUGAUGCUCGUUGCUGCGACUUUUGCCAUAAUCUGAUUUCUUAGAAUUUUACACCUGAAGUAUUUUAUAUUAAGUUUAAACAAGUAAAAAGUUUCUUAUGAGAUGUUAAAGUUUUUAAAGCAACUUGUUGGAAAGCAUUUUAAGCACUUAAUGUGAAUUCUUCCAUUUAAUUGCGAACAGAUAUUUUAUUAUUUACAAAAGGUUGCAACAUCUUUUAUUCUAGUAUCAAAAUCUGUUUGUAUUAAAUUCAAAUGUAUGUUUUUAGAAUGUUCGAUGAUUGUUUGUAUUAUUGUUCUGGUUUUUACUCUCAAGGUUUUGUAAAAAACUUUGUAUUUUGCAACAUAUUUAAUGUUUUUAUGGUGUUUUUGUUUGAAAGCCAUGAUUUGAAUAGUUCCUUUGCAUGUUUGAAUUAAAUAAUGAAGAUUUGAUUCAUGGUGAGAGACUUGGUUAUAUGCAC
Messenger RNA from Uloborus diversus, 1865 nucleotides. RefSeq names its product arf-GAP domain and FG repeat-containing protein 1-like. Lineage: Eukaryota; Metazoa; Arthropoda; Arachnida; Araneae; Uloboridae. The transcript has 8 exons. Gene Ontology annotation, molecular function: GTPase activator activity. The record is from RefSeq and is a predicted model, not a curated record. The coding region runs from base 5 to 1348 and encodes 447 amino acids.